AUGGACAUACUGGGACCACUCCCAAAAGCUCUAAGAGCAGCCAAAUACUUACUCGUCAUCAUCGACUACUUCACCAAGUGGAUCGAGACAAGGCCACUACCAGAAAUCACGACCAACAAGGUUGAGACGUUCACCUGGAAGCACCUCAUAUGUAGGUACGACCUCCCUUACACCAUUUUCACCAACAAUGGCACCCAAUUCAAUACCCAGGCUUGUGAAAACAUCCUGACAAAGUUAGGCAUCAAGCACUUCAUCACCUCUGUCGAACAUCCUCAGACUAACGGUCAAGCAGAGGCAACCAACAAAGUUAUCCUCAGUGCACUUGACUCGAAAAGUCCAAGGGUCUAUGGAAGGAGAAGCUCCCCAAUAUACUAUGGGCUUAUCAUUGUUCAUCCCAGACAACGACCAAUGAAACUCCUUACCGACUCAUAUAUGGCACAUAUUUCAUGA
This is a messenger RNA of Glycine soja, 450 nucleotides long. RefSeq lists its product as uncharacterized. Bases 1 to 450 code for a protein of 149 amino acids. The record is from RefSeq and is a predicted model, not a curated record. The transcript has a single exon. Gene Ontology annotation, biological process: DNA integration. Gene Ontology annotation, molecular function: nucleic acid binding. Lineage: Eukaryota; Viridiplantae; Streptophyta; Magnoliopsida; Fabales; Fabaceae.